This is a messenger RNA of Sphaerodactylus townsendi, 1428 nucleotides long. RefSeq names its product RIB43A domain with coiled-coils 1 (gene RIBC1). Bases 144 to 1301 code for a protein of 385 amino acids. The transcript has 8 exons. NCBI's taxonomy places the organism in Eukaryota, Metazoa, Chordata, Lepidosauria, Squamata, Sphaerodactylidae. The record is from RefSeq and is a predicted model, not a curated record.
GGAGGGGAGGCGGAAAUGGACCGCCCGGUUGCCAUGGAGACUGGGAGGUAAACAGAAGGAGCCUUCAAGGGGCAGAGGAAAGGAAUGAGCGGAGGAGAAAUGUCCCCAUGCAAGAUUUAGAGGACUGAGAUAAAGGUGCCAAAAUGUACAAAGUGGACAUCCAGCCGGAUACCAAGGAGGCCACUGCGAUCGAGGCCCGGCGGAACCAGGAGAAGCAGAGACAGAGCCGCAUCUUCAACACACGCUACCGCACGAUGGGAGUGGACGUGGAAGGCUUGAAGAGCCAGGUGGAAGAGCGGAAACUGAGAGAGAAUGCAGAGAAGCAACGGGAUGAAGCCUUUGAUGCCCACCGAAUCCAGUACGACAAGAUUGCCCAGAUGCUGGAGGACGAGGAGCAGCAGCGGAAAAGGCAGCUGCACAAGGCCCUGGUAGAGUUCCACCAGCAGGAGCAGGAGCCCGCCACUCGGCGGGAAUGGGACCUGCAGGACCCCGCGGCGCUGCGCAAAGGGCAGCCGGCCCGUGUGAGCGACGACGACCCUCGCUGUGGCCCAGCGAGCAUGCAGUGCUUUGCUGGAGAGGACAUGAAUGGGGCUGCCCGGCAGAAGCUGCUGAAGGAGAAGAACAGGAGGGACCUGGAGGAGCAGCGGGCGGAGCGGGAAAAGGCCCUGGCUGACCGCAAAUACGCCGUUCUUAUGUUCUUUGCAGACACCUUGGAGGACAAGAAAAGGAUCGAGCUCGACCUGCGAGCCCUGGAACUGGCGCGCCUGGAGGAGGAAUGCCGCAGGGCCAAAGCCAUGGCGGUAGCAGACUUCAACCGGGCGCAGGCUGCAGAGUGUGUCGAGCAGCAGCGUCUAGCCCAACAGCGCGAGCAGGACAAUAACUACACCGAGAUCUACAACCACCUGACCGGGGACAUCUUGACAGAAAAUCCGGACAUGGCCAGAAGCCUGGUUGGGCCGCACCGUAUGGUCCCCUACCUCUGGAAGGGGAUGAGUCCCGAGCAAGUGGAGGCCGUGCGCAGAACGCAGAAGGAACAGUGCAAAGAGAACCAGAGGCUGCGGGAAGAAGAGCGGCAGCGGGAGGCGGAAUGGGAUCGGCAGCGGCACUUGGCUGCCCGGGCCGGCAUGGUGAUGGAGGAGGAGGUGCAGAAUUUUCACCUGCAGCUGCGGAAGAGCCAGGAUGCCUACAACCAGGAGCUGGCGGAAGCGCAGAAGGCACACUUACAGCAUCUGGAGAAGGAAGUGUACACCAACACGCCUACCGCCCAGUACCACCUGCAGUUCAACACCAGCACCCGUUGAAGAUGGAAAGUUCCCAGAAGCCACUGCCAGAGAAUCACAACUUUUUUGUGUGGGCAAAGAGUGCCCCCUGGUGGCCAUCAUGGGGAGAUUCAUGGACCAGCCCUGAGCUACCCACCAAGAAAGAUAU